Messenger RNA from Acanthoscelides obtectus, 1527 nucleotides. Lineage: Eukaryota; Metazoa; Arthropoda; Insecta; Coleoptera; Chrysomelidae. The record is from the annotation of a GenBank genome assembly.
AACAAUUGUUGUCUCCACUUAUCAUUUGUUAUUUGUAAACUUACGUAACAUCAAAAAUGUCACCAAGAUUCAAACUGCUCGAUAAACUACAGUUCACUUUACAAAAAAUUUUCAUACCGAAACCAAGAGAAAAAUUUGUACCAGUUAUAAAAGAUACAUCAUCAGUUCCCAAAGAAGUGAAUGCAGGAUCAUUUCUGAAAGAAAAAGUUAAGCCAAAAGUACUGCCGGAAGAAAAGAUUCGUUUGGUGGACGUGAAAGAAAAAACGACAGCUGAAAUAGAACGCAUAGCGUACGAAAGUGAGAAGCAAUUAUUCACAAUCACUGAGAGAGAGCGGGAUGCGUCAGUUACGAGCAGACUCUCCAAGGAGUGCGAAAAGAUUUCAAAAGAUGGAAGGGUGAGGGUAUCAAGUUAUGGUUUGUUUUCUUACAUUUUUACUACCGCACUUCUUGAGCAUCGACAUGGACAGAUUCUGUGAAAGAAAUCAUUCUAGGUUGUGAGGUUACUGUAGACCAUAUCCAGAGGUAUUGGCUAUUAGGUCUUACGAAAUUGAAAUUAAAUUAUUUUGAAACUGUAGGAGUACUAAUUUUAACUCGUCUUAUCAAAACAUAUAAACCUAUUAUUAAAGAUCUAAAAUAAAUUCAAGUUCAAGCCCUAACCAUCUUUAUAGGUAGUGCUGACCUCAACAGGUUUGAACGUAUCACAGACCAGAAAAGGUCGUAAGUCUGACCUUGCAUGUAUCCCAGAUUACGUAAAACCAACAAAAGUCGUGACAAAAGCCCCUGAUGGGAAGGCCCCUCCCGGAAAAGGCGGGCCAUCAUCAUCAAGCAGCGACAUUUCUGGCCCAACCAAAUCGGUAGGAGGGAGACCCACUAGAGGAUCGCCUGGAGAGGUGCUUUUUGCAUGCUUUCCUGUGGAAUGGUGGACGUUUUUCGUUCCCAAGACUGGAUACACUGGAUUUUGGACUUUUAUUAGUUUAUCGAUGGCCAUCAUAUGUUGGGCAACAGUGAAAUAUCUGGGACCCGAUGUGGCGCGAUUUCUAGACAAGCAGAUUGCAGACUAUGAGGCAGAGUGGAACAAAGGUCGGAAAGAUGCUAAAAGGAUUUUGCACGAACAAAUAGAGGAAGAAGUUCUCCACCAAUUUCAAGCAGAUGGACAGUUGAUGUUGAUUGCAGCUAAAAGAGAGAAUGUGGCGCUGCAGUUAGAAGACGAGUAUAGGAAACGACAGGUACACGCGCACAAAGAAGUGCUGAAAAGACUCAAUUAUCACGUGGCUGUGGAUUUGGUGCACAGAAGGAUCAUGCAUAAGAAUCUUGUUCAAUGGGUACAAAAGGAAGUUUUGGGCACUUUGUCUUCGGAACUGCACAACCAAAUCAUUAAUGUUUCGAUCGAUAAUUUGGUUGCGGAGUUGAAUAGGAAGAAACACAAGGGUGAUGGAAAGUGAUUUGUGAUUUUUUUGUCGUAAAGUGACCUUGUGAUUUUUGUAUAGUUGUUUUUAUUAGCUGUAUAUUAAUACAGAAAUAGUUGGA